AUCGGGCAUAUCUUUUUCCUUUUAUUCCGAUAAAAAAUGGCUGAUGAAAAUAGGAUUUCAGUUAGCGAAGAAAGAGUUGAAAAAAGAAAAGUGGAUGAUUUCGCAGCUUUGUACAAUCUCGACAGCAGUGCUAGAAACUUAACGGAAACAACCGUACAAGAAGGAGCUUUUAAAAAGAUAAAACCAGAGCCUGGGAAUGGUGGUUCAAGUUCACUUUUGAGCGGAGGAUCUGGGAGUGGCAGUCACAACCCUAGUUCCUGCCCGACCCCCGCGCGGAGGAGACAUCGGACAACAUUUACACAAGAACAACUACAAGAAUUAGAAUCAGCUUUUGCCAAGAGUCACUACCCAGAUAUAUACUGUCGGGAAGAAUUAGCUAGGAUUACCAAAUUAAAUGAAGCAAGGAUUCAGGUUUGGUUUCAAAACAGAAGAGCAAAAUACAGAAAACAUGAAAAACAACUCGCCAAGUCUCUGUCUCCAGUAAUGAACCCUGCCUGCAACGGAAUGAUGAGGAACUUGUACCCUACUACGUCUCGGCCCUAUGCUGCUUACUCGCCACACACCAAUAUGAAUUCUAUGGCGAGAUAUCCACAGAUGAACUCAUCAUACCCUUCAAUGGCUCAGUUUUCAGGGAUGUCCAGUAUGGCUACUUCUAACAUGGCCAGUAUGCCAAGACAAGUUCAACAAUUCCCAAUGGCUUCAGACUAUAGUUUGGACAACCACGAAGAUGAUUGGUAUAACAAAAGUUUGACAGCACUGCGCAUGAACAACAGUCACCACUUAUCAAAUCCUGUCCUACAGUACCAAGCAUGACUAGAGUCAGAAUCAGGAAAAAUGGACCAUUAAGGAGGGCAACCGUUGCUUCAUCAUCAUCAAAAGUGCUG
Molecule: messenger RNA, 884 nt
Organism: Mytilus trossulus (common blue mussel)
Lineage: Eukaryota; Metazoa; Mollusca; Bivalvia; Mytilida; Mytilidae
Product: homeobox protein unc-42-like
Exons: 4
Coding region: 37-813 (258 amino acids)
Biological process (GO): regulation of transcription by RNA polymerase II
Molecular function (GO): DNA-binding transcription factor activity, RNA polymerase II-specific; RNA polymerase II transcription regulatory region sequence-specific DNA binding
Source: RefSeq, a predicted model, not a curated record